AUGGCAGACUUCGAGGGUAUCGCGAAGCAAUUCGUGCAAUUCUACUACCAGACCUUCGACCAGAACCGCCAGCAGCUCGCAUCGCUCUACAGAGAAGACUCGAUGUUGACCUUCGAGCAGACCCCAACCCAGGGUGCUGCCAACAUCGUUCAGAAGCUCACGGAUCUGCCAUUCCAGAAGGUCGAGCACCAGGUUGCAACUCUCGAUGCGCAGCCAAGCAAUGGAUCAGGAGGCAUCAUGGUCGUAGUGAGCGGGGCGUUGUUGGUUGACGAAGAGCGCCGGCCCAUGAGCUACACGCAGACCUUCCAGCUUCUACCAGCCGACGGCAGCUACUAUGUCUUCAACGACAUCUUCCGUCUCGUCUACCCUGCAGGCGCCUGA
Molecule: messenger RNA, 381 nt
Organism: Zasmidium cellare ATCC 36951
Lineage: Eukaryota; Fungi; Ascomycota; Dothideomycetes; Mycosphaerellales; Mycosphaerellaceae
Exons: 6
Coding region: 1-381 (126 amino acids)
Biological process (GO): protein import into nucleus
Cellular component (GO): nuclear pore central transport channel
Source: RefSeq, a predicted model, not a curated record